Angiostrongylus costaricensis is the source of this 1180-nucleotide messenger RNA. The record is from the annotation of a GenBank genome assembly. Lineage: Eukaryota; Metazoa; Nematoda; Chromadorea; Rhabditida; Metastrongylidae.
AGAGAGCGAAGUUGAGCAACUACAAGCGGCUUCAGAAUAUUGAGCAAGCGACCAGUGAAACAAAGUUAACGUAGGUCGCUCAAGCCAUAACGUGGUGCUUUUGUGUAAUGUGCCUCCUACAGUUCCAUCCCUUAACUUACUGUCGCAUCCCAGGCAUGGUCCGGUCUUCAGCAACUCGAAAUUUGUCGAUGUCCAGCUCCAAGAUGACAUGCAGAAACUGAGUGAUAACGAGUGUAGUAAAGGUAACCUGCGAGAGCUGACUGGUCCUUACUGCUCUCCACAAAAUUUUACCCCAUUUUUAGAAGAGAGGACGAAAAAAUCCAGAAAAAGACGUGAGAAGAAAACGAAAGCCAUUGAACGUGAAAUCCGUGCGUCCUUGAAUUCCAAGUGUGAACAGUACAUGUUCUGUUGCGUCACUGAGGCUGAAUUGCGAACACGUGUGGUAUUCUCUGGGAGGAAUAUUGGCAACCAACUUGUUUGCGAUGAAGAACGUACCGACAUGAAAGUUCUUUGGCAUCGUAAAUGUAUUGAGGCUGUUGAUGAAGGUGCUUCCAGUUAUUACUUUGUUACAAUAUCUAUAGUGCUGCAGGUUCAACAGCAUGUGUUCGCUGUUGUUAUAUCCAGUGAAUCACUGAACGAGCUGGUAAGAAGUAAGAGUUUAGAAGAUUUUGUUGCCAUGCAGAAGCUCUCGUACCCUGUUGCGAACUCUUCACUCAUUGUGAUAUGUCACGCUGUGUAUCUGUUUCAGGUGCAUGACUUAUCCAUCGAGCUUUUCGAUAACUAUCGUACUCAGUUUCAUUACGUUCCUACUGCUCACGAUUUCGCGCUUUAUUUGGCUCAAAUUACUCGCGCUCUGGCGAAGAUGGGUCGCACUCAUGAUUCCACCGGUCACAAUCUUCAGGGUGUUAAAGACGCUUCUACCGAUGUCUUGGUCCGCGACUGGUGGAGCAAAAUGCUAUCGGUGAUUUGUCGAAUGCAAGAUGGGCAGAGACGUGCCAUUCUAUCUGCAUUUCCUAAUCCAUUUAUUGCCAGCAAGAAAUUCAUAGAGAUGGGAUACACAGAUGCUGUAGUGGAGUUAGCGAAUAUCCAGACAGAAGAUGGUCGUCGUCUUGGUCCUGUUAUAGCUCAUAGACUAUUCAUGAUCCUUACUGAUAGUACAGGAACUGAAAUCAUAUUUUAG